Molecule: messenger RNA, 1576 nt
Organism: Caenorhabditis sp. 36 PRJEB53466
Lineage: Eukaryota; Metazoa; Nematoda; Chromadorea; Rhabditida; Rhabditidae
Source: the annotation of a GenBank genome assembly
AUGACUCAACGCAGAAGCGCACAAUACAGAUAUCAGCCGCCGCCACAGGCGCCUCUGCCACCGCUGGAACGCAUAAACGAGACCCACGUGUUCUGUUUCACGUACAUCGGUCCGCCGGAACGAUAUUUUCGCUGCCACGCCAUCGCCAUUCUCUUUUUGUGGCUCAUCUUCGUGUUCGGCCUCUUUUUCAAAGGAUCCGCCCCAUUUCAAUUGCUGAAACACUUAUGUAAGUGGAGAAAUUGAAAAAUUCCGAAAAAACGCAAGUUUAAUCGAUGAUUUUUCAGCUGUCCAUCUUCCGCGCUGGAUUCCGAUCACGAACUCCAUAAUCCAUCUGAUUUUCCUCGUGAAACCCUCAAAACCCAUCCUAAAGUUUGCUCUUUUAUACGCGUUCACCGCCGGACUCGUCUGCCUCUAUUAUGCGGCCGUUUUCUUUUACCAAGCUUUGGAUAGCGACAAAAAUAAGUCCGUGGUCGGAACGGCCUACAUGACGGGUCUUCUGUUCUACUUCCUCGCAGGUGAAUUUUUUUUUCGCCACUUUUUGCAAAACUUCUAGCAUUUUUCAGGUCCCAUCGGUCAACUCAUCCUUAUUCCACAAUUUGAAGCGCAAAGACGGAAAGAGGAACGGUAUGCGCGAAAAGAACUCGAAUAUCUGCUACGUUGACACAUUUUGCAAUUUAUUUAACCAUGUAUUCUUUAAAUCUGUGAUAAUUUCCCUUGAAAUGGACUAUUUUCGAUCCAAUUGUAUAAAUGUCGUCUAAUUUGCUCUUUUUUCUCGAGUCCUGGGUCGUUUCCCUAAUAUUGUCAUGUCUACAGCGCAAACGCGCUCCAUUGAGAAUCGCGCAAAAUGCUGCAAUUUCGGCGCCAAAUUUUUGACUUUCUGCGAAAAUUCGCCGUUAUUCUUUGUCGCUUUUCACACAGAUUUGACCGAUUUAAAGCGUGUUUUUGGAAAUUUCACUAAAAUUCUCGUGUUCAGAAUGCCGCAACGCAGAAAAUGGGAGUUCAGAAAUCGGCAGGCACCACUUGAACCACUUCCACCCCUUCGCCGCAUAACUCGGACCAAUUUUUUGUGGAUUGUAGCCGACGGACCGCCGAGCGAAGCGUUUCUCUAUCACUCGCUCACCACGUUCCUUUUUUGGCUCCUGUUCCUCAUCGGCAAAUUGACGCAGAAAAUAAGUUAGUAAAACAGUUGAAAAAUGCAGCAAUCAAUCGAUAUUUUUGUAGAUGUCGAAGUCCCGACGUGGGUUCCGUUCCUCAUGUGCAUCAUCUUCUUCAUUUUCUUCAUCAACCCCUCGAAUCUCGUCCUCAACUUUUGCAUCUUCCACGCCGUUUUCGUCGGACUAAUUUGCGCGUAUAACGCGUGGACAAUCUUACACGACAAUCCGACGGAGACCGGAUUUGAAUUUAUGUGGGGCUAUCUCGGAUACCUCUUUUGUUGUUAGUUUUAAGAAAAAAUUUGCUUAAAAAUUGUUGUUUUGCAGGUCCACUCGCGCAAAUCAUCCUUAUUCCACAACUGAAGACGGAAAUUCGACGAAACGAGCGUCAAGCGCGAAGAGAUCUCCUCAAUCGUCUGCGUUGA